GCUGGCUAGGCUGGGCAGCUAUGGCAGCAGCACUAACUUGGAUUCCUCUCCUUGUAGGUCUUCUGGCAGGGUUGAGGGACACCAAUGCCCAGCAGACAACCUUACACCCACUCGUGGGUCGUGUUUUUGUGCAUCCCUUGGAACAUGCCACCUUCCUGCGCCUUCCAGAACACAUUGAGAUGCCACCUACUGUCCGACUCACCUACCAGGCCCACCUCCAGGGACAUCCAGACCUGCCCCGGUGGCUGCGCUACACACAGCGCAGUCCCUAUAACCCUGGCUUCCUCUAUGGUACUCCCACUCCAGAAGAUCGUGGACGCCAGGUCAUCGAGGUCACAGCCUACAACCGGGACAGCUUUGACACCACUAGACAGCGACUGCUGCUGCUGAUCGAGGACCCCGAAGGUCCCCGGUUGCCGUACCAAGCCGAGUUCCUGGUGCGCAGCCAUGAUGUGGAAGAGGUUCUGCCCUCCACACCUGCCAGCCGCUUCCUCACCGCCUUGGGGGGACUCUGGGAGCCAGGGGAGCUCCAGUUGCUCAACAUCACUUCGGCCUUGGACCGUGGAGGUCGUGUCCCUCUUCCCAUUGAGGGCCGGAAGGAAGGGGUAUACAUCAAAGUGGGCUCUACCACGCCCUUCUCCACCUGCCUGAAGAUGGUGGCAUCACCUGACAGCUAUGCUCGUUGUGCCCAGGGACAGCCUCCAUUAUUGUCCUGCUAUGACACCUUGGCACCCCACUUCCGUGUUGACUGGUGCAAUGUAUCUCUGGUGGACAAGUCAGUGCCGGAGCCCCUGGAUGAAGUGCCUACUCCAGGUGAGGGGAUCCUGGAACACGACCCGCUCUUCUGUCCACCCACUGAGGCCACAGGCCGAGACUUCCUGGCAGAUGCCUUGGUCACCCUCUUGGUGCCCUUGCUGGUGGCUCUACUGCUCACCCUGCUGCUGGCUUACGUCAUGUGCUGUCGGCGUGAAGGACGGCUGAAGAGGGACAUGGCCACCUCUGACAUCCAGAUGGUUCACCAUUGCACCAUCCACGGGAAUACAGAGGAGCUUCGGCAGAUGGCAGCCAGCCGUGAGGUGCCCCGGCCUCUUUCCACCUUGCCUAUGUUCAAUGUACGCACGGGAGAGCGGUUCCCUCCUCGAGUGGACAGCGCACAAGUGCCCCUCAUCCUGGACCAGCACUGAGAGCCCUCUUAGUUCCAGUUCCAGCUGCACCACUCAGAGCUGCUGACCUGUGACCGUAUCCACCCGAUUCCAGCUCCUCGCCUUCUUGGACCUCCCGCUCCAGACAAGCAGAGGGAUAGGGUAGAGAAGGGUGAGGGUGCUUGGGGUCAGCCCCCAAGAAUAAAUACCCGCGGCUCUGUUCAUCUAUUGCUUCUGGUGCCACGCUCUCAGUAGUUGUCACUGCGCUGUGUCCCCUUCUUCUGAGAAUCCCCAGAGGCUUCCAACCUGCCCUUUGGACCCUUUCAGUUUUGCUAUUCUUAAAUUCAGUGGAUCUCAUCAUGUGAUUGGACUGGAAAGCCCCACUUUCUAGAUCAGGAUGCUAAAGUCUGUGGAGAGUAAGUGACUUGCCCAGUGUUACAGAGCAAGCCCUGUCUGCCCAUAUACUGCCUUCUCUGGAGUUGAGGAGUUUGAGAAAUAAGAGAUCUAGGUCUUUACCUAGAGAUCUAGUUGACACCUGCCACUGUUCCUGGCAGGACCUUUGGUGUGAACACUGUCUUUGGGGACACCUGCCACAGUUCCUGGCAGGACCUUUGGUAUCCACACUGUGUUUGGGAACACC
Molecule: messenger RNA, 1782 nt
Organism: Chionomys nivalis (European snow vole)
Lineage: Eukaryota; Metazoa; Chordata; Mammalia; Rodentia; Cricetidae
Gene: Sgca
Product: sarcoglycan alpha
Exons: 10
Coding region: 21-1184 (387 amino acids)
Cellular component (GO): sarcoglycan complex; membrane
Molecular function (GO): calcium ion binding
Source: RefSeq, a predicted model, not a curated record